Gongylonema pulchrum is the source of this 447-nucleotide messenger RNA. The record is from the annotation of a GenBank genome assembly. Lineage: Eukaryota; Metazoa; Nematoda; Chromadorea; Rhabditida; Gongylonematidae.
UUGCUUUUGGAGCUGCGCAAUGCUGAUAUGAGUUGGCCAGAAGAAGUGAGCUGUCUGGAAAAUAAUGCCGAAGCCGAUGGCGUAGAAAAUUCCGACUCGGCACGUGUUUCCGGGAUAACAGGCUUGUACAACAUGGGAAAUACGUGCUAUAUGAACAGCGCUCUGCAGUGUCUUAGCAACACUCGACCCCUUUCCAGUUAUUUUCUCAGUGGAAAACAUAAAGAUGAUAUCAAAAGGUUGAAAUCAAAAGGAACUGUAGCGAUGGAAUACGGCAAUAUUGUGAAAGAGCUUUGGUCCGGCAAGAAACGCAACAUCGCUCCAAUCAAACUGCGGGUAAAAUUUUAUUCCCCGACGCAUCUGUUGGAGGGCCUUUUUAUUGAUGCAGACAAGAAUAUGAUGGCAAAUGUCAGAAUCCUCUUUUCAUACUUCAGUUUUUAUGGAAGGUAA